Molecule: messenger RNA, 537 nt
Organism: Huiozyma naganishii CBS 8797
Lineage: Eukaryota; Fungi; Ascomycota; Saccharomycetes; Saccharomycetales; Saccharomycetaceae
Exons: 1
Coding region: 1-537 (178 amino acids)
Molecular function (GO): zinc ion binding
Source: RefSeq, a predicted model, not a curated record
AUGCUGUACUUAACCGUAGCUGCGGAGCUCUCCGAAAAUAUCGUCAAAGUGUCUACUAAAAAUUCCGAGACUGACCCGGCGGAAUUCUGCUUCGACUUGGUGUGUACCAGUUGCAGAGAGAUGCAUGACUCUCCCGUAACAAUUAACAGUUUUGAGAAACAUGAUAUGAGCGGGAGUAGAGGAGAAGCAUCUUUCACGCUAAAAUGUAAGUUUUGCCAGAAUGAGUGCUCUAUCAAUCUGAGCCCGUUCGAAGAUGCCUUGUACGCACAACCACAGGAAAACAAAGACAAGAGGAAAAAACAUGGGCUGGGGAAAGUCGCUCUCAAUGAGGCUGUAAUCUUGCAAUUGGAUUGCAGAGGCUGCGACCUCAAAGUAUUCCAUUUCGAUAACUUGAUCUUUCUCGUCGAGUUAGCCUCCGGUAAGAUUAUGGAAUGCCAGUUUGAACAAGGUGAGGAUGAAUGGUACGACUACGAUGACGAUGCCAACGAAGAAGUGUCGAUAACUGAAUUUAAGUAUCAGUUUGUGAAAGGGAAGUGA